Messenger RNA from Symbiodinium natans, 339 nucleotides. The record is from the annotation of a GenBank genome assembly. Lineage: Eukaryota; Dinophyceae; Suessiales; Symbiodiniaceae.
AUGCCAAUCACCGCGGAGCAGUUCGCGACCACUUUGGAGAACAUGACUCGAGCUUGGGAGGCGCUGCCGGAAGAGCAGAGGCUGCCAAAGGACGAGGAGAAGUCGUUCUUCGACGACUGCCAGCAGACGUGCGAGGAAAUGAUCGCUAGAUGGCAUUCUGGGGAGUCCUCACAUCCAGACCGAGAGAUUCUAGCUGCCGAGUACCCGGAUUCGGAAGCUGGCAAACGGAAGCUUCAGCAGGACUUGUUCAGCCCUGACGUUAAGGACGACCCUUUCGUCCAGGCUGCCGACCUCAAGCUGCGUUUGAUCAAGCAUCCGGGCUGUGAUGCGGAAUGGUAA